Vitis vinifera (wine grape) is the source of this 1514-nucleotide messenger RNA. RefSeq lists its product as uncharacterized. The transcript is spliced from 5 exons. NCBI's taxonomy places the organism in Eukaryota, Viridiplantae, Streptophyta, Magnoliopsida, Vitales, Vitaceae. The record is from RefSeq and is a predicted model, not a curated record. Bases 550 to 1395 code for a protein of 281 amino acids.
GUAUAUUUGUAUUUAUUGAUUUAAUUUGAUAAUAUCAAAGAUAAAAAUAAAAUAGUUUUGAAUUUUUAAUUAUUUAUAGUUAUUUUUAAUUUUUAUAUAUAUAUAAAUCAUGUAACAUCACGGUACAGCUACGGUUGAAGCAUUCGCGCCGGUAACUUCUUGCGUUCAAUGAAAGGUUUAAAACGAUUAAAAGUUAAAACAUUUUCAUAGAACUAGAAGUAUGUAAACGUAAGCGGAAAGCCACACCUAUGAAAAUCGAAGGCGUGGCCUUCCAAGUCCGAUGCUGGUGGGGAGGGACCCACUUGAAGAACAGGAAAAAAAAUCCUGCCAGAGAUUCACAACCCAAAGCCAACUUCUGUUCCUUCUCCUUCCUUCCUUCCUUCCUUCGUCUUUUGCCUCCACAGUCAGCGCAGUCUUUCGCGCAAGCCCAGAAUCCCUAAAUUAUCCUCCUCACUCCCCGAAUUCUCAUAUUAGAGCUAGGAAAGGCCAAAAACAUAGAAACGCACAGGCCACGAGUGUAGAGCAAGUAGAGAGAUCAGAGCUAGAGGCAUGGAUUCUCUAACCUCUGUUUCAAAGCCCUCUAUUGUGUUUCCUCCGAGUAAUCCCCUCCUCCCUCAACGGCCUCGUUUAGUUUCCCUCUCCCUCUCCUCUCCCGCUUCAGAUGCCCGCCUUCGUCCUCGUCUUUCUUCUUUCUUCCCCCUUCCCUGCGCUCCACCUCAUCUUUCUACAAGGAGGUUUCUGGAUGUUUCUUGUAAAUCUGGGGCCCACGACGAUGCCGACGAUCUGGAGAGGGCGCUUCACCUCGACGGCACUAUUCCCGGGACUUCCAAUGAGUUUGUGAAGCGCGUCUCUUCUCGUGCUUAUGAUAUGCGGAGGCAUCUCCACCAGACAUUUGAUAGCAGUAGCUAUGAUGUAUUGGACGCUAACCCAUGGAGAGAAACUUCAAAGCCUGUGUAUGUACUGACGCAAAAGGAAAACCAGUUAUGCACAAUGAAAACUCGAAGAAAUCGCAGUGAAGUUGAAAGAGAACUUGGAUUAUUGUUUUCGAAAGGAGGAAAGUGGCGAUCUAAAAUUGGAAAUCAGGCAAAACAGUCCAAAACUGGCACAAAGACUGGCACAAAGUUCCAGAUGCUUGUUGAGGAUAUCAGGGAAGGAGUGCUUGUAUUUGAAGAUGAAAGUGAAGCUGCCAAAUAUUGUGACUUGCUGCAGGGAGGAGGUCAAGGUUGUGAAGGUGUAGCAGAGAUUGACGCCUCAUCAGUAUUUGAUCUUUGCCAGAAAAUGAGGGCUCUUGCUGUUCUAUUCCGCAGAGGGAGGACACCACCUUUACCUGAAAGCCUUCGGCUUAACCUGAGGGCCCGAAAGCGUUCCCUGGAAGACCAAGAAGACCUUAUAUGAAGAGGUUGGUGGAAAAGAAUGUAUGACAGGCUUCCCAUUUGUGGAAGCUGAUGAUUGCAAGUGGUCACUGUAAUGAAACUCUACGAUUAUAACAAGAAUGAAUAUAAUUUAUUCUAACA